Lachancea lanzarotensis is the source of this 1122-nucleotide messenger RNA. RefSeq names its product LALA0S03e09648g1_1 (gene MRP7). The coding region runs from base 1 to 1122 and encodes 373 amino acids. Gene Ontology annotation, molecular function: structural constituent of ribosome. Gene Ontology annotation, biological process: translation. The transcript has a single exon. The record is from RefSeq and is a predicted model, not a curated record. NCBI's taxonomy places the organism in Eukaryota, Fungi, Ascomycota, Saccharomycetes, Saccharomycetales, Saccharomycetaceae. Gene Ontology annotation, cellular component: mitochondrial large ribosomal subunit; ribosome.
AUGACGCUUUGGAGUAGUACGAGUUUGCUCGGGCUAACGAAAGCACGUCUAAGUUAUGUGGUCAACGUCUUGCAACAUGUAAGAACCGCUACAAAAAAAGCUGCAGGAUCCAGAACGUCUAUGAAAGACUCAGCAGGUCGUCGUUUGGGACCCAAAAAGAACGAAGGACAAGCGGUUAAUCCUGGAGAAAUUCUUAUGAGGCAGCGUGGAACUAAAUUUUUCCCCGGCGAAAAUGUCGGAAUUGGUAAAGAUCACACUAUCUUCGCGCUGGAGCCCGGAUUUGUGCGUUUUUAUUUGGAUCCCUUUCAUCCUAAGCGAAAGUUCGUGGGUGUAGCACUUAAGGAGAAAUCCAAACUCCCUACCCCGCACUUUGCUCCCCGUGUAAGACGCUUCGGACGCCAGCUUAUAGAGAAUCCUGAGAUGGCACAGAAGGAAAGCAAUUCGCUCUCCAGAAAACAAUACUUGGCCCGGGACUCGAUUGCUGAUGGUAUUGAAAAGCGUGAAAGCAGUAGACAAGCCAUCUCCCUACAGUUUUCAAAAGUUAUCAGCGAUACCCUUGAUUUGGGUUUCGACAACAAUGUCGCAGGUUCUGCUGUCGCCUAUCUCAUCCGCCUACGUUCAAGCCUCAAAAAUGGAUUCAAUCUGGCAGAUGCUCAAUUCUACGCUCGCCAUUACUUGGAGCAAGAAUUGGAGUUGCAGGCGAAGCGUGAAAGCUGGACAGACGAAGUCCUUUCUACCAAGUUGCGCGAGCUUCACGGAAUGACAACUAAAAUUGACCAUUCUACCUCUUUCAACAACAGACUUGAAUUAAUAAAGCACAUUUCGCAAUCUGAGCGUGGUGAGCGCAAAGCUGAACUUCUCAAAAGACUGUCAGAGAUGAAAGUCACCACGUUAAAGGAGAAAAGAGAGAUGGAGAAACUCUUCCAUUCUGCCGCUGAUUUUUUGACAAGAUCUGAAGAGGUCCUUAUAAGAAGACGGUUUUUGAAACCUGUCCUGCCGGAGACUGAAGCUACGGUUGCUAAUACUGACAAGAACUUUAACGUGCAAAAGAGAUUCAAUCAUAGCAGAAGAACCAUUGACUCCAUACCUAGAGCUAAAACUGCAUUUUUGAGCAAGCUUUGA